AUGUCUAUGACAAACCACCCAAAAGCCUACGGCAGUGCAGCCGUAGCAAUCGCAUUUGUGGCUGGUAUACUUGCGACCUUGGGCUUCAAAGACUUUUACCCAGAUCUAGAACGCAGAUAUCAGCGCCGACGAGGUCAACCCUACAAUCCCGCAGACUCACGACCAGGGAGCACAUAUCUUGCAGCCGCGCCUCUGAGUCUAGAAGACCACUCCAAAAGUGCAAGAAACUCAAGAAGCAGCUUGCCAGCGCCACCAAUACCAGAAGGUAUAGAAGGAUGUAUCGGCAACACUCCACUUUUCAAAAUCAGGAGUUUAUCAGAAGCUACGGGGUGUUUGAUUCUUGCCAAGGCUGAGUUUCUGAAUGGGGCUGGGAAUAGUCCAAAGGAUAGGGUGGCGUUGAAUAUGAUCAAGAUGGCUGAGGAGGAAGGACUUUUGACUCCUGGACAGGGAGAUACUAUUUAUGAGGGUACGGUUGGAUCAACGGGGAUUUCGCUGGCUACUUUGGCGAGGGCAAAGGGGUAUAAAGCUUAUAUUUGUAUGCCCAAUGAUCAGAGUACUGAGAAGAGCGAUUUGUUGACGCAUCUGGGCGCUACUGUUGAGCGAGUUACUCCGGCGCCAAUUACUUCGACUGAACAUUUUGUCAAUCUUGCUAGGACGAGAGCAAAGGAGCAUACGAAUUCAAGUGGGACUUCUAGUAAGGGAUUCUUUGCUGAUCAGUUCGAAUCUGGAGCGAAUUACAAAGCUCAUCUUCAGACUACGGGACCUGAGAUUUGGCAACAGACCGGAGGACAUGUAGACGCUUUUGUUGCCGGUGCUGGAACUGGUGGAACAAUCUCAGGUGUUGCACUGUAUUUGAAGCAAAACAUGGGCAUGAGCAAUGAGCUCAAAGUAGUUCUCGCAGACCCAGAGGGAAGCGGUUUGUAUAACAAAGUCAAGAAUGGGGUGAUGUUUUCCAAUACCGAGAGAGAAGGCACUCGUCGACGACAGCAAGUCGAUACCAUCGUAGAGGGUAUUGGGCUGAACCGACUUACCGAAAAUUUCGAAGCUGGAAGAGAGUUAAUUGAUGAUGCUGUCAAAGUCACCGACAUUCAAGCAUUUAAAAUGGCGAGAUGGUUAGUUGAGAAAGAUGGUAUCUUCGUUGGAAGUAGUAGUGCCGUCAAUUGUGUAGCAGCGGUUGCUACCGCCUUACAGAUGCCCAAGGGGAGCCGGGUUGUUACGAUAUUGUGUGAUAGUGGUACCCGACAUCUCAGCAAGUUCUGGAAGAAGGUUGGUGAAGCUGGACUUGAAGAAGGACAUGACCAAGAUGAUUUGAUAGAAUUGCUUUCACUAAAGUAA
This is a messenger RNA of Glarea lozoyensis ATCC 20868, 1335 nucleotides long. Its product is annotated as Tryptophan synthase beta subunit-like PLP-dependent enzyme. The record is from RefSeq and is a predicted model, not a curated record. The transcript has 2 exons. Bases 1 to 1335 code for a protein of 444 amino acids. Gene Ontology annotation, molecular function: cysteine synthase activity. Gene Ontology annotation, cellular component: cytoplasm. NCBI's taxonomy places the organism in Eukaryota, Fungi, Ascomycota, Leotiomycetes, Helotiales, Helotiaceae.